GAAAAAAAGCAUAUAACCUUAAAGAACAAUUUUUUUAAUAUUGUAAAGAGCAAUCAAACAAAAAAAUAAGCAAAGAACUCAAACACGGUUUCACAUGAAUCCCCAAUUUCAUUGCAAAGCAUAACUAAAAAAAAUAGUAGCUUUUUGGAGAUCGAAUCUGUUUUUCUGAUGGGUUUUGGCUGAGACUUCUUGAGAUAGAGAGAGAGAGUACUGAGUCUGUGUAAAGUUGAAAACUUUUUGAGUUUUUGAGUUAGAGAGAGAGAGAAAGGUGAGAGCUUUUACAGAGAAGGAGAGAGAUGGAGAUGAAGCAGAUGAAGUUUCUUACUCACCAAGCUUUCUUCUCCUCUGUUCGAUCAGGAGAUCUUAGUCAACUCCAACAGUUAGUUGAUAAUUUAACCGACGACGAGCUAAUCAUUGAUGAGUCAUCCCCUUCUUCCGCCGUCGCUGAGCUUAUGUCUGUGCAAAACGACACCGGUGAGACCGCCUUAUAUAUCGCCGCCGCUGAGAAUCUUGAAGACAUUUUCAGUUACUUGAUUAGGUUUUGUAGUUUGGAGACAGUUAAGCUCAGAUCCAAAUCCGACAUGAACGCCUUUCAUGUCGCUGCUAAGAAAGGUCACUUGGGAAUUGUGAAGGAGCUACUGAGAUUAUGGCCAGAGCUCUGUAGAAUCUGCGACGCUUCCAAUACGAGUCCGCUUUACGCAGCUGCGGUUCAAGAUCACUUAGAAAUAGUAAAUGCUAUGCUUGACGUUGAUCCAAGCUGUGCAAUGAUCGUGAGAAAGAACGGGAAGACAUCUCUGCACACAGCGGGAAGGUAUGGGCUUCUAAGGAUAGUGAAAGCUCUCAUUGAGAAAGACGCAGCGAUCGUUGGUAUCAAAGAUAAGAAAGGUCAGACCGCUCUUCACAUGGCUGUUAAGGGGAGAAGCAUGGAAGUAGUUGAAGAGAUUUUACAAGCUGAUUACACGAUAUUGAAUGAGAGAGAUCGUAAAGGGAACACUGCUCUGCAUAUCUCUACUCGAAAGGCCCGGCCACAGAUAACGAGCUUGUUGCUGACCUUUACGGCGAUUGAAGUGAAUGCGAUUAACAACCAAAAAGAAACAGCUAUGGAUUUGGCUGAUAAGCUGCAAUAUAGCGAAUCCGCUUUGGAGAUCAAUGAGGCGUUAGUAGAAGCUGGUGCUAAGCAUGGGAGGUUCAUUGGUCGGGAAGAUGAGGCGAGAGCAUUGAAGCGAGCGGUGAGCGAUAUCAAACACGAGGUGCAGUCUCAGCUUUUGCAGAAUGAGAAAACCAACCGCCGUGUCUCUGGGAUCGCGAAAGAGUUGAGGAAACUCCACAGAGAAGCAGUUCAAAACACGACUAACUCGAUAACGGUGGUGGCGGUUCUGUUUGCUUCCAUAGCCUUCUUGGCGAUAUUCAACUUGCCGGGGCAGUACUUCACGGAGGGGUCGCAUGUGGGACAAGCCGAUAUCGCGGGGAGAACUGGAUUCCGCAUUUUCUGUCUUUUAAACGCGACAUCGCUGUUUAUAUCGCUAGCGGUUGUGGUGGUUCAGAUAACUUUGGUUGCAUGGGACACACGGGCGCAGAAGAAAGUUGUGUCUGUUGUGAAUAAGCUAAUGUGGGCAGCUUGUGCAUGCACGUUCGGAGCAUUUUUGGCGAUCGCGUUUGCGGUUGUGGGAAAGGGGAAUUCAUGGAUGGCGAUUACGGUGACGUUGCUUGGAGCACCCAUCUUGGUAGGGACAUUGGCGAGUAUGUGUUACUUCGUGUUUCGGCAGCGGUUUAGGAGCGGUAGUGAUUCGCAGAGAAGGAUUAGGAGAGGGAGUAGCAAGUCGUUUUCAUGGUCUUACUCUCAUCAUGUUUCUGAUUUUGAAGAUGAAUCAGAUUUCGAGAAGAUUAUUGCUCUUUGAAUCUCAACACUUAGUUGCUGCUGCUUAAGCGUCUUUGUAUAGAGCCUCCCUCUUCUUGUUGUGUAUUCUUAGAAUAAAUGAAAGUAACAAUCUUCUUGUAGCAUCUGUCUGUAUCAUACAGUAUAUAGCAGCAAUAAAGUCGCCACCAGUAUACCAUAUCUGA
Messenger RNA from Camelina sativa (false flax), 2061 nucleotides. Its product is annotated as ankyrin repeat-containing protein At2g01680. Gene Ontology annotation, molecular function: protein binding. The record is from RefSeq and is a predicted model, not a curated record. NCBI's taxonomy places the organism in Eukaryota, Viridiplantae, Streptophyta, Magnoliopsida, Brassicales, Brassicaceae. Gene Ontology annotation, cellular component: plasma membrane.